This is a messenger RNA of Cetraspora pellucida, 767 nucleotides long. The record is from the annotation of a GenBank genome assembly. Lineage: Eukaryota; Fungi; Glomeromycota; Glomeromycetes; Diversisporales; Gigasporaceae.
AAAAUAUUAAUGUUAAUCUAGAGGCACAAGAAUUACAAGAACCACUUCAAAAUAAUAGUGUCAAAUCUUCAAUAUCUGCAACUAGUAUCGAAUCUUCAACAUUAACAAAUGCCACUAGAUAUCAAUAUAAAGCUCCAAAAGAUCUUUUUUUUAAACAAUCUAAUAAACACUCGUAUUUUCCAUCUGCUAAUAAUAAAGAUAAAUCUUCAGAAGAUGAAUAUCUUAAUCCUGUGAUUUCUAAAGAACCAUCAUAUUCUCUUUUAAAUGUGCCAAAUACAAAUUAUAUUAAUUCUCAUUUGUCUAGUAAAUCAAAAAAUGGUAUCUUUUUUCAAGACGAAACACAACUCCUUCAAUGGUUAGAAACACGUAAGGAUUUAGCAUUACAGGCAUUAAAUUUAAAUAAUAAUAAUAAUAUAUUAUCCAACAAGAAUUCUUUAAGUGAUACUGAUACACCUAAUUUGGCAAAGCUUCUUGCUGAACAAUCUCGCAUUUUAUUUUUUACUUACAAUGAUGAAAUUGCUAAAUUAGCAAGUCAAUUAAUUCGAAAAAAAGUAUGGGAAAAACCUCUUAAACGAUAUAUUGAUAUACUUGACUACAAUAGUUUUCAAGACAAUCAGAUGAAAGAAAGACCUAAUUAUACUUCAAUGGUUUUAAAUCGUAUUAAAGAAUUAGAUAAUAUUACAAUUAAUUUUACAUUUCCUGCUGCAAGUUAUUAUCAAUAUGUGAAUCAGCUAGAACUUAAAGAAGAAAAAGAAAAUUUAAAUUAA